AUGGAUCAAGAAAAAGGUCACAUAACAACGGCGCCUCCUCCGUAUUCUGGCGAAGGAAGCGACCGAGUCUCAGACGCAGAUUCGAGCGAGAAACGCGCCCAAACCGAGAACGCGACGCAGCAUGUCCAAGAGACACUCCAAGGGAUCGAAAACCCUACCACGACCCAAAUUUCCCUUCGCGAUAUCCUGAGCGGUAACGCCCACGCGCCGCUUACAGCAUUCGAGAAAAAGGCCGCCUUGAUAAAUGCCGAAAUCGACAAUUUUGGGUUCGGAAGAUAUCAGAUAUGUAUUUGGUUCCUUUGCGGUUUUGGCUAUUUCCUCGACCUUGCCUGGUCGCAGGGUGUGGGCUUGAUCGCAACGGCCAUUUACCAGGAAUUCGGCGUGCCUGACGGCGAAACGGGAAGGCUUUACAGCUUGGCCAAUGCCGGACUCGCAGUCGGAGCCUUCACUUGGGGACUGGCUGUGGAUGUCAUUGGCAGGAAGUGGGCUUUCAACUUGACUUGCCUGAUCACAAGUAUCUUCGGACUGUUGCUGGCUGCACCCAGGUUUAACUACAACGCAUUCUGUGGCAUUUACUUCCUGGCCUCGAUCGGUCUUGGUGGCAACAUUCCCAUUGAUGCGACGAUUGCCCUGGAAUACUUACCCCAAAAGCGCCGCAAUUUCGUCACGCUCUUGUCCCUGUGGCAGCCGAUCGGUGUUGUCGUCGCUUCCGCCAUCGCGUUUGGCACCGCUGCAAAGCCGGCAUGGCGAUGCAGUACCGACCUUCCGGGGUGCACUACGCUUGCGGAUGGCGAGCCAAGAAACAGCUCCACAUGCUGCACUGUCGCAAGCAACAUGGGCUGGCGCUAUCUUGUCAUCAUCCUCGGUUGUAUGACGCUGGCCAUUUUCUUCCUUCGAUUCUUCGUUUUCCGGUUCCACGAGACACCUAAAUUCCUGCUCAGCAAAGGCCACGAAGAGCGGGCAAUCGAAACUCUGCACAAGAUUGCCAAGUUCAACAAGGCACCUCCGCCAACUUUGACUGUGGAAAUGUUCCGUGCCAUUGAUGAGACCACCACCAUCGACUCGAGAGACUCAGCGGAGCCCAAAGGCCCAUUGAAUACCAAACAGACCACGAAGAAGGUUCUGAAGAGCUUCGUUCGAUCCUUCGACAAUCUCAAAGCUCUCUUCACAAACCGGCUCCAGACUUUCAUUUUCCUGCUGCUGGCUGUUGCCUAUAUGGGAGAUUAUUGGUCCUUCAACCUGGCCGGCCAAUUUCUGCCCAUUAUUCUCCUCCGCAACGAGGUAUCGCCUGAUGGCGGAGGCGACGUCGUUACCACAUAUCGACAUUAUAUUUAUAUGCAUCUACCACUGAUCGGAAGAAAAUGGUCGCUCGUUAUUUCAGCUAUUCUACAAGGUCUAGCGAUGGCGAUGUACACCCAAGUCUAUACAACAGCAGGCUACGUCGGACUGAACGCGUUUCAGUACAUCAUGCAAACGUUCUUCAACGCCGUCCUCUACGCUUCUGCGCCCGAACUCUUCGACACAGCCUAUCGGGGCUCCGCGAGCGGUAUGCUAUCGUGUCUUGGCAGAAUUGCCGGUAUUGUCGCGCCUUUCGCCGGCCAACACUACUUGGCAACUGAGAGCGCUGGUAUCUUGUGGCUUGGUGCCGGUGGUGUUUGGGUGAGCGCGUUGGUGCUCGUCUUCCUGCCGGUGGAGAUGAGAAAUAGGCAGAUGUUCUAA
Messenger RNA from Cercospora beticola, 1719 nucleotides. The record is from RefSeq and is a predicted model, not a curated record. Lineage: Eukaryota; Fungi; Ascomycota; Dothideomycetes; Mycosphaerellales; Mycosphaerellaceae.